AACCAGCAAGAAAUGGCGCGAAGUGCACUCUCUUUCCCGGGCUAUGUUACCGCACUUGGCUUCCUCACCCUCCUCCUCUUGCUACUUCCUCUCCGUUCAAUCGCCGGCCGCCACGACUACCACGACGCCCUCAGGAAAAGCAUCCUCUUCUUCGAGGGCCAACGAUCGGGGAAGCUUCCGCCAGAUCAACGUGUCCGAUGGCGCAGGAACUCCGCGUUGCACGACGGGGCCACCGCUGGGGUGGACUUAACCGGUGGAUACUACGACGCCGGGGACAACAUUAAGUUCGGGUUCCCAAUGGCAUUUACCACGACGAUGCUGUCCUGGAGUGUAAUAGACUUCGGGAGGACAAUGGGGCCGGAGCUGAGGAACGCCGUCAGGGCCGUUAAGUGGGGGACGGAUUACCUCUUGAAGGCAACGGCGGUACCGGACGUCGUUUACGUGCAGGUGGGUGACGCCUACUCAGAUCACAACUGCUGGGAGAGACCAGAGGACAUGGAUACGCUUCGUACAGUGUAUAAGAUCGACAGGGCCCACCCGGGCUCUGACGUGGCGGGAGAAACCGCCGCUGCGCUGGCCGCUGCGUCCAUUGUGUUCAGAUCACGUGACCCCUCUUACUCCAGAUUGCUUCUCAAUCGUGCCGUUAGGGUGUUCGAGUUUGCUGACAGACACCGGGGUGCGUACAGCUCGAGCCUGCACUCUGCAGUAUGCCCUUUUUACUGCGACGUCAACGGUUACCAGGACGAGUUGCUUUGGGCAGCGGUGUGGUUGCACAAGGCCUCGAGGAGGCGCGAAUACAGAGAGUACAUAGCGAAGAACGAGGUGAUAUUGAGAGCCGGGGAUACCAUCAACGAGUUUGGUUGGGAUAACAAGCAUGCUGGGAUUAAUGUGCUUAUUUCCAAGGAAGUAUUGAGGGGAAGGGCAGAUUAUUUCAAGUCCUUCCAGCAAAAUGCAGAUGGAUUUAUUUGUUCUUUAUUGCCUGGAAUUUCUCAUCCUCAAGUCCAAUAUUCCCCAGGUGGGCUGAUCUUCAAGGCUGGAGGGAGUAACAUGCAGCAUGUAACGUCAUUGUCUUUCCUGCUUCUGGCUUAUUCUAAUUAUCUAAGCCAUGCCAAUAAGAUUGUACCAUGUGGCGAGACAUCAGCCUCCUCUGCUCUGCUCAAGCGACUGGCUAAACGUCAGGUUGACUACAUUCUUGGAGAUAAUCCACUCGGAAUGUCGUACAUGGUUGGAUAUGGCGCACGUUACCCACAGAGGAUACACCAUAGGGCCAGCUCACUACCUUCGGUUGGGGCUCACCCUGUCCACAUUGGUUGCAAAGCGGGUUCUCGAUAUUUCCUAAGUCCAAAUCCCAACCCCAAUCAGCUGGUUGGAGCCGUGGUGGGUGGGCCCAAUAGCUCAGAUGCCUUUCCUGACUCUAGGCCCUUCUUUCAAGAGUCCGAGCCGACAACAUACAUCAAUGCGCCUCUGGUGGGCCUGCUUGCAUUCUUUUCAUACCAUCCUUGAUUUCUCCACCGAAAAACAGAAAAGAAGAAAGGAAUGUGAGGAAAAGGACAAGCUUUUAGUGGUGUGCAAAGGUGUCACCCUUCCCCCCACCCCCCAAUUAUUGUGAGUUAAGAUUCUAACUGUACCCCUAAUCAUGAAUGUAAGAAAUCAAAAGGCUGUAUUUAUGCACAAAUGGUAUCAAUACAGCUGUCCCUAUGAAUAAUUAAUGACACGUAUUAAAAAUUCAGUGCUUGCACC
Molecule: messenger RNA, 1740 nt
Organism: Juglans regia (Persian walnut)
Lineage: Eukaryota; Viridiplantae; Streptophyta; Magnoliopsida; Fagales; Juglandaceae
Product: endoglucanase 8-like
Exons: 7
Coding region: 13-1503 (496 amino acids)
Biological process (GO): carbohydrate metabolic process
Molecular function (GO): hydrolase activity, hydrolyzing O-glycosyl compounds
Source: RefSeq, a predicted model, not a curated record